CAAACUUUCUCCAGGAGGACUGCAAGAAGGCUCUGGUGUUUAAAUGGUUAAUCUCUGCAGGUCACUACCAGACACCGAGACCAACCGAGUCAGUGAGUGCUCUAACCACAGUCCAUGCAGUAAUAGUAGGUCCUUCAAAUAUUUGCUCACUCGGUUUUGUUUUGUUUCCUUGCUUUUCACAUGUUACCAGCUACAUAAUUUCUUGACAGAAAAAAAUAAAUAUAAAGUCUAUGUACUCCAGGCAUACUGUACAACUAAAACAGGGACUGGGUAUGGUUUGUAUUUUCAGUUUAAGGCUGCAAGCAGUAUUUACAACAGAGGGCACAAGUUCUAUCUGGAAAAAAAAGGAGGGACUAUGGCGUCAAACAGCCUCUUCAGCGCAGUGACACCGUGUCAGCAAAACUUCUUUUGGGAUCCGAGCACCAGCCGGCGCUUCAGCCCCCCCUCCAGCAGCCUGCAGCCCGGCAAGAUGAGCGACGUGAGCCCGGUGGUGGCUGCGCAGCAGCAGCAACAGCAGCAGCAGCAACAACAGCAACAGCAACAGCAACAGCAGCAACAACAGCAGCAGCAGCAGGAGGCGGCCGCAGCAGCGGCAGCGGCGGCGGCGGCGGCGGCAGCGGCGGCGGCAGUGCCCCGGUUGAGGCCGCCGCACGACAACCGCACCAUGGUGGAGAUCAUCGCGGACCACCCGGCCGAACUGGUCCGCACCGACAGUCCCAACUUCCUGUGCUCCGUGCUGCCCUCGCACUGGCGGUGCAACAAGACCCUGCCCGUGGCUUUCAAGGUUGUAGCCCUCGGAGAGGUACCAGAUGGGACUGUGGUUACUGUCAUGGCCGGGAAUGAUGAGAACUAUUCCGCCGAGCUCCGCAAUGCCUCUGCUGUCAUGAAAAACCAAGUAGCCAGGUUCAACGAUCUGAGAUUUGUGGGCCGGAGUGGACGAGGCAAGAGUUUCACCUUGACCAUAACAGUCUUCACAAAUCCUCCCCAAGUGGCCACUUACCACAGAGCUAUUAAAGUGACAGUGGAUGGUCCCCGGGAGCCAAGAAGGCACAGACAGAAGCUUGAUGACUCUAAACCUAGUUUGUUCUCUGACCGCCUCAGUGAUUUAGGGCGCAUUCCUCAUCCCAGUAUGAGAGUAGGUGUCCCGCCUCAGAACCCACGGCCCUCCCUGAACUCUGCACCAAGUCCUUUUAAUCCACAAGGACAGAGUCAGAUUACAGAUCCCAGGCAGGCACAAUCUUCCCCGCCGUGGUCCUACGACCAGUCUUAUCCCUCUUAUCUGAGCCAGAUGGCGUCCCCAUCCAUCCAUUCUACCACACCGCUGUCUUCCACACGGGGCACUGGGCUACCUGCCAUCACCGACGUGCCCAGGCGCAUCUCAGAUGAUGACACUGCCACCUCUGACUUCUGCCUCUGGCCUUCCUCUCUCAGUAAGAAGAGCCAGGCAGGUGCUUCAGAACUGGGCCCUUUUUCAGACCCCAGGCAGUUCCCAAGCAUUUCAUCCCUCACUGAGAGCCGCUUCUCCAACCCACGAAUGCACUACCCAGCCACCUUUACUUACACCCCGCCAGUCACGUCAGGCAUGUCCCUCGGCAUGUCCGCCACCACUCACUACCACACGUACCUGCCACCACCCUACCCCGGCUCUUCCCAAAGCCAGAGCGGACCCUUCCAGACCAGCAGUACUCCGUAUCUCUACUAUGGGACCUCGUCAGCUUCCUAUCAGUUCCCAGUGGUCCCCGGGGGAGACCGGUCUCCUUCCAGGAUGGUCCCGCCAUGCACUACCACCUCGAAUGGCAGCACGCUAUUAAAUCCAAAUUUGCCUAACCAGAAUGAUGGUGUUGACGCUGACGGAAGCCACAGCAGUUCCCCAACUGUUUUGAAUUCUAGCGGCAGAAUGGAUGAGUCUGUUUGGCGGCCAUAUUGAAAUUUGUCAACCAUGGCCCAGUGGCAUGCAGGGGCCACAUCCCACAUGUGUUAAUAUAUACAUAUAUAAAGAGAGUGCCUAUAUAUGUAUAUUGAUUAGCUAUCUAGAAGAUUUCUCAUUCACUCCCUGGUCAUGGUCUUGCAACCCUAAGAGGGUGGGGAGAGUCAUAACUGGGUUUCAUAUUGUUUACUAUUUAAGAUGUCCCCUUUACCAAGGAACAAACUGUCAAAGAUGUUGUCUGGUCUGUUUUCGUAAGUGACCUUGUUCCCAAGCCAAUUCAGAGAGGUGGACUCUGGGUCCAGGAGAAAGAAGAGCCACUUCCUCCCUGUGCUUUGAAACCACACGCCUCUGCUAUGUGGAGGCCGGUGCACUCUGCAGACCAGCUUACAAAAAGCCAGAUGUGGUCCACUCAGAAAGGGACGAGAGGCAGCGUGGCUGCUCUCACUGCUGUCCACUCUGAACACCUGUUCCAUAGUUUCCUUCAGACUUGCUACAGGGACUCAUUUGAACUUUUGAGUUCACUUUUUUUUCUAUUCUAAGAAAGUGACUUCAAAAAUACUGAUCAGGACAGAUUAUUUUAUUUUACUUUUUUAUACUCCCUUACUUCCUGCAUUUAACCAAAAAGAAAUCCCAUUCCCCUCCCCCACUCCUUCUGCUUCUCCUUUUAUGCAAAACUGAAAAUGGCAAAUACCUUACUAUAGCCAUAAUGAUAUAAUGUUUGAGUUGGCUGUGUGUUAUUUGUUUUUCUUUUUUCUUUUUUAAAUUAUGAAUAUGUGUAAAAUCUGAAGUAACUUGCUAACGUGAAUGGUCAUAUAACUUUAAAGAUAUAUUUAUAAUUAUUUAAUGACAUUUGGACAUUUGGAACAUUUCUUAGUGUAAAUGCUAUGUUGACUUCGGUCUCUAAAAGUGCUUCUUUUUAAAUAACAAGUUUCUUCAGUGGGCUAGAGCCAUGUCGGAAAUAUUGCUAAGCAAUUUCAAUUCCUUCAGGCAUAAUGUGAUUUAUUUUGAAGAUAACUCCCAUCUCCAAAUAUUUUAGAUGUAGUUUGUUUUCAUGAUGUAUGAAGGAAAUGCUAUGUUUCUUUCUUUCUUUCAGGUGUUUGAUUGCCUUUGACACAGCUUUGCCUUUAAAAGCAAUAAUUAGGGAUUAAAACCAAAACAAAACAAAAACCACCCAGAGCCCCGUGGUCCUUUAACACUUAAUGCGGCCCCUUUACUAGCAUGAAAUGCUGGAGACAUGUGGUUUCCUAAUUUCUUCACUUGGGGGUUGGGGUGGGGGUGGCCAUUAUGACUCUUGUCAUAUUAAAAAGCCAAGCACACAUGAUUGGUUGAACUGCAGAAGAGUGUUCUGUGGUCUCAGAGUUGAGCAAAACUUUAAAUUGCAGGCAGUGUGGCUGAGGGCCUAGUCUGCUGUGGUAAAGGCUCAAUCACGGCAUGUACAGCCUAAGAAUACAGACACAUUAGGAGUCUGCACCUACCAGCCUUACCACACAGCCAUUCAGGGGAACCCAAGAGUGCCUUACCCAAGGAGGUCUGCCAGCAGCUUUCCAAAAAGUAGAAUGAAGUCACUGUCCUAGGGAGGCUGAUCAGCUGAAGUAGCAACGGGUAGCUGAUGUCAGUAGACACAGAGCCUGUGGGGACCCCCAGGAGGCCUUUGAUAUUAGAGCUCUCACUAGGGAGGGCCAAAAAGAAAAAAGAAAAAAAAAGCAGAGAAGGCCACAAACCAAUUGGUGUCUGCCAUUGUGUGUGAAUUUGAGACCCAGCCCACCUAGGAAGAUGCAUUAUUCCUGGCACCUUGUGGCCAGUCCGAGUGGGACUCCCUAAUCUAAGCCAGGGGUCAUUCAAUGACAUCACCAGGCCAAUCCCAGCAUUCCUCCUGCACAAGUGUUUGUGUGUGUGUGGGGGGGGGCUAGAUUGGGGUGGGGGUCACCUUCAUUUGAAUCCUCAGUCAUUCUAAGAGUUCUGCAGGCUUUUGCCUUGAACCCCUAAAUCCCCUUGACCUCUGCUCCUUCUCAGGUUGACCUUUGUCCCAGUGCAGGACAGUCCAGGUUGCAGAUGGCAACCUAUGUGUGCCUUCAACCUGUGUUUUCCCCAGAAUUUAUCCUGACUCCUUCUGAUACGAACUGAGGGGGGAAGAAACCCACUCUGCACCAAAGCAAAACACUUCACCUUCUAAAGGUUGUGUGUACCAAGUAUACGCAGAUAGUCAGGCCACCUUUGUGUUUCUUAAGAUAGAAAUUGUAACUGAUGCUAUUUAUUGUUUGUGUGUGGUAGCUGGAAGCACACCACGGUCCACGUGUUUGUCUGAUGCCUAUUUCAGCAGCAUUUACAAAGGCCAGUGUCUGGUUACACGUUUCAGUUUUCAUUAAUCGACAUGAAAAUGUUACCAUCGGUGCCAGCUGCACCCUAUUUAAUUUUUUUUUAAAGGCACUAUAUUUGUACAUUAUUUUUUUAACGUUAAAGGGCUUCUUCAAGUUUACAAUACAGUUAUUAAGGGACCAGAGGGGAUGCGUUAGUGCCUAAAUGUUAUUAUAGUGGCUGCAGGCAGCAACCCAGAAACAUUUUUGAAAACUGUUUCCCUCCGUCCUCCCUUAUUUGGGAAAAAUUCAAGUGCUUUCUUCACCUUUCAGGUGCCUCACCAGGUGACUCCCGUUACUUAGAACAGCCUUUCUUCUGGUUUUAUUUUUUGUUUUUGUUUCUUGUUUGUUUGUUUUUUGGGUGUUUUUUUUUUUUUUUUUUGGACUAGGGUUUAAAAAUUCCCCCUUCCUUUUCCCUUAUCUCUUAAACUUUUCAUUUGCACUGGGUCACAUGUAUGAUUUGUGGUUUUAAGACCAAAGCAAUGUCUUGUUACUCGUCUGGAACUGUUUAUGUGUACUAACCAACCCUCCACUCCACUUCCCUGGGCUUAGAUUGACACGGUUCUCGAAGGAGCACAAACAUGGCUGACAUUUACAGUGGGAGCCACACAGCCAUAUUAAAAACUACUCUUUAGCUGUCUUAGAAUUUUAACCUAGGCCACAGUUUCUAACGGGCCCCGUGGCUUUGGUUUCAGGUUAGGGGAUGAUGCACAGGCAGUAACAAAGACUUAAUGGAUUCAACUAGUUUGCCCUCACCCUUCACCAAGACCCUAAGAAAACAAACAGAGAAACAUCUCCACACCAUUAGAGACUGUCCAUUGUAGGUUCAGAAGGGAGGAGCCAUGUUGGGGUUUCCCUCUCCUCCAAGGAGAGAAGGCACUGACUGACCUAGUUACAGAGAAUGAGCCAGCAGGAGAAGAAGCAGUUGUGUCUGUGGUGUUUGAGAGACUAAUGAACAAUAAAAGAUGAUUCUCCCAAGCUCUGAAUGUGGUGUUCUUAAAGAAGAUGAUGCAUCUAAAACAAAAAAUUUUUUUCUAUGUGGGGACUUUCUUCGUUGUCUGUUUACUUCAUGUUUACAAAUAAUUGUUUGCCUUUUAAUGCAGUACUUUAAAAACAUGUCAGCCAAAACCAUGACUUACAGUUAUCUCUUAGGUAUUCUGAAUAAAAUUCCAUGUCUUUCCAUAUGCCUACUGUUCUUAGGUUUCUGCGGAACAACAACAAAAUUGUAGCAUUUUGUGUAAAUACAGCUUUCGUUCUUAUCUUUUAUUUUUCUGAUUGCUAUUGCCCAAGAUUUGCUUUCCAUGCACGUAUUGUACAAAUUCUGCUUUGUGCCACAGGUCAUGAUUGUGGAUGAGUUUACUCUGAACUUCAAAGGGACUAUUUGUAUUGUAUGUUGCAACUGUAAAUCGAAUUAUUUGGCAUCCCCCCCAUGAUUGUAAUAUUAAUUUGAAGUUUGAAUUUAAUUUUCAAUAAAAAGGCUUUUUUUUCUUUU
Molecule: messenger RNA, 5773 nt
Organism: Arvicanthis niloticus (Nile rat)
Lineage: Eukaryota; Metazoa; Chordata; Mammalia; Rodentia; Muridae
Gene: Runx2
Product: RUNX family transcription factor 2
Biological process (GO): neuron differentiation; regulation of transcription by RNA polymerase II; ossification
Cellular component (GO): nucleus
Molecular function (GO): ATP binding; RNA polymerase II cis-regulatory region sequence-specific DNA binding; DNA-binding transcription factor activity, RNA polymerase II-specific
Source: RefSeq, a predicted model, not a curated record